CUGGAGGGUCCUGCUGAGCCGGGACUGAGGCAAGCGGAGCCCUGCUGCUCGGAGGGAGCAGACCCGGAGAGAAAACGGGCCACGGCUGGGGCAUCGCGGCCAUGGGUGUGGAAAUCGAGACCAUCACGCCAGGAGACGGAAGAACGUUCCCAAAGAUAGGCAUGAUUGCUGUGGUCCAUUAUACAGGAAUGCUACAAAAUGGAAAGAAGUUUGAUUCCUCCCGAGAUCGAAACCAGUCUUUCAAGUUCAAGAUGGGCAAAGGAGAAGUCAUUAAAGGAUUUGAGGAGGGGGUUACACAGAUGAGCCUGGGACAAAGAGCAAAGCUCACCUUUACAGCUGACAUGGCAUAUGGUGCCACAGGCCAUCCUGGAGUUAUCCCCCCAAAUGCUACUCUGGUUUUUGAUGUGGAGCUACUUCGGAUAGAAUAAAAUCAGGCAUCUGACUGAAGGCCCCUGUUGAUAUCCAUCAUUUUCCCCAUUCCUUUUAAUGGGAAGAAUCUCACUG
Molecule: messenger RNA, 504 nt
Organism: Elgaria multicarinata webbii
Lineage: Eukaryota; Metazoa; Chordata; Lepidosauria; Squamata; Anguidae
Gene: FKBP1B
Product: FKBP prolyl isomerase 1B
Exons: 4
Coding region: 102-428 (108 amino acids)
Biological process (GO): protein peptidyl-prolyl isomerization; regulation of cardiac muscle contraction by regulation of the release of sequestered calcium ion
Cellular component (GO): sarcoplasmic reticulum membrane; cytoplasm
Molecular function (GO): peptidyl-prolyl cis-trans isomerase activity
Source: RefSeq, a predicted model, not a curated record